AGUCCGCGUCUCAGCGGCGUGUGAGGGCUUAUGAAAUCUCAGGAUGUCGGCGCUGCUUGGUAUAUUCGGAAUGCAAAGCCCCUUCAGUGUUCGGUGAUCUGAAUCAAAAGCAGAAAGCGUUGGAAGUGGCCGGACGGCAUCGUAAAAGAGAAGCCAAGUUCUUGCUAGUGACCACUCAUGCAAGGCUAAGUACAGAAAUCUGGAAUCUGGCUUUCAGCUGCACUUUGCUUCUUCUAACAUUAAUGCCACACCAAUGGACUUGGUGCUGGAACUCAGACACAUGAAUCUGCAGUUCUAAUAUGCGGACUACCAGCUACCUGCUUCCAUACAGAAGGAAGUAUUUUCUGGUUCUGAAUAAAGUUAGCCAAUGAGAGUGCAGCUGCGAUCCAUUUUGACAGUGUCAGCCAGCACUGAGCUGUAACAGUACUCCACAGGCAAGACACCGUUGCCAUGGAUGAUUCAUCUUUUUAUGAGGAAGUUGUCAGAUCCCCAUCACCCAGCAGAAUGGAACAAAAACAAAGAAAAGCAAUUGAGGAACUGGUUACAUCGGAAAAGCGCUAUCUUACUUUACUUCAAUUGUGUGCAACAGAUAUUCGGGAUCAUUUGCAAUCCAAACAGGUGCCAGAUCUAGAUCUGGAAGGCUUGUUUGGAAAUAUUGAUGAUGUAAUACUUGUAUCCUCCAACCUACUCAAACAUCUGGAAGGAACAGCUACUGGAAAAUCUGACCAACUUCUCCUGAUAAGUAGUGUGUUCCUCACCUUUAAACAAGAACUGGAAGAUGCAUACAAAGUGUAUUGUGUCAACUAUGACAAUAUCCUCCUACUGGAAUCAAUGUAUAAGAAGAAUGAACAUAUUUGGAAAGAAAUUAUGGAAACUCUGACUGCAGUAAGGUCAGACACUGGUGCCAUGACAUUGACUUUCUACUUGGUGAUGCCAGUCCAGAGGAUCUUCAAAUAUCAACUGCUUUUAGAAAGUAUGUUGAAAAAUACACCACAAUCAGAUGAAGGUUAUGCUGCACUAGAGAAAGCUAUCAAUGCCAUGCAAGAAGUUAACAUUAAUAUCAAUGAAUACAAGGGACUACGAGAAGUAGCAAACAAAUAUAUCAAAGCGGAAACUCUUUCUAUAAAGGAUUCAAUAUGCAGAAUAAACACGCAUUCCAUAGCAAAGAAGGCAUCCAGACUCAGUCAAGUUAUUAAGCAUGAAGCUGGAAUUCUUCCAAAAACUACAGACAAAGAUUAUGAUGAUUUGGUGAUGCUUUUCAACCUAAUACAAAAAGAUGUAACAACAUUGAAGAAAAACACAGGGAAUUACAUAACAAAUGUGGAGCAUUUUCAAUGUUUAAACCCAUACCAAGACUUUCCUGAUCUAGUGGAUGAAAAUGAUGCUGCCUGCUAUCGGCCGUUUAUUGAAAAACUGUACAAGCAAGUAAUUCCUGAAUUCAAGAGAAGAAUGGAGGCCAUCAUUUAUGAGCCGCUCUGCGCCCUUGCGAGUUUGUUCAGCGGUCCGCAACAACUGCUCAGAAAGCAUAAAGAUAAAAUGUUAGACUAUGAGAAAGUUCAGGAGAAAAUAAAGCAAGAAGGUGGUGCAUCUUAUGAUGAGAAGGCUGUUGAGAAGACAUAUGAAAUACUGCACUCUUUAUUACUUUCUGAAUUGCCUAGAUUUAACAGAAUUGUACUACAGCUGCAAGCUCAGAUUCUACAAACAAUCAUCUAUGUCCAUUAUGACUUGGCCAAUAACAUCCUUGAAUUAAUCAGUCAACAUCUGCAUGAGUUUCCAUCGAGCCACAAAGUCAACUUUUGGCAACAAGCUGAAGAAACAUUGCAGAAGUCAGAUGUAAAGCUAGAAGAAUUCUGCCAGAUAUUUGAAUCAAUUUUGGAACAACUCAUUGAACAGCCUGUUAAUCAAGAAAAACUAGCCAGUCUUUUGAAAAAAUACGGUCCCAGUAAAAUAUACCUAGUUACCAGCAAUAUUUCUGGAAACAAAGGUCUUGAUCUGACACUUCAAAGGGGUGAUUUAGUAGCAGUUCUUCAAAGUGCAGAUACUAAAGGAAAGACGAACAGAUGGCUUGUGGAUUCAGGAGGUCAAAGAGGAUUUGUACCUGCAGAAAAAUUGAGCCUGUAUCAAUCCACAGAAGAACCUGGUGGAACUAAAGAGUUACUUAGUUCGUCACUUGUUGAUGUUGGUGAUGGAACAAACUCCAGAAGAAGUUCUUGUCAUUUGCCUGUUGUUCCUCCACAGUCAAUACAGUAUCAAGUUAUUGCAGCAUACCAUUUUGCUGCAAGAGGACCCCAUGAAGCCAAUUUACAGCCUGGAGAUGCAGUAACCAUACUGGAAGCUCAUGAUAAGGGAGGAAGUACAGAAUGGUAUCUUGUAGAAGUAAAUGGACAAAGAGGAUAUGUACCUUCAAAUUACUUGAUGAAAGGGCCUGUGACUGGAGUGAGGAACUCAUUUGCACUGUAAUACUUAUUAUCUUAAAAUGAUUUUGAAAAGUUGCACUAAAUUGCCUUGAAUGCAAUUUUUGUUGUAGCAAGAGUCAUGAAGAAUUGUGAAUUACUAUAUUUAAUGUGCUAUGUGUAAUGCAAUAUGAGAAUAUUUUAGAUAGUGAAAACAUUUUGUGACAUAUAUUUAAAUUUAUUGGUAUAUUAUUUUUAAAGAAUAUAGUUUUGUUUAUUUUGAGAAAUAUAAUUACAAAUAAUUAUCAGAGUAGUUAUAUAUUUUAGGAAUUUUCAGUCAGAUUUCAAAUUGUAUUAUCUCCCAUAGGUUAAUGUUAGUGUUUAAAUAUGGCACCCCGGAAUAUGAAAUGCACAUUUGACUUGUGCACUUUUAAACUUAUGUUCAGAAUAAAUAGAGAAAAGUCUAGGCAGAUUUGUUUAUGAUCAUACAAAUGCUAACUGCUCAGUUUCAAAUAAAUUAUUCUGCAUUUGUUAACUUCCUGAAGGGUAUUUUACAAAACUUAACUGGAUAGCGCCCUGAAUCUUCAGAGAAAUUCCUGAACAGUUCACAUGAAGAAAUUAUUUCUAGAAAACUGAAGUACAUAACUUGUUAAAGUAACAUAGUAGAAGUUUUCCUUUUUAAACUAAGUUGUGUUAUUAGGAGCCAGGGUAGGUUUCAUGCUUUUGUUACUUAAGAUUUUAAGUGCUGCAUUUCUAAAUGCUGGCAUCUUGGAAUUUGAUGAAUAAACUAAGUUAUUCUCAGAAGGUCAUUAGCCAAUUGAAGAAUUAUACUUAAGAUCAAUUUGAAGUAUUUUCCUGUAUGUAUCUGUAUGCUUGCACUUAAUUAUGUUUAUAAAUUAACUGUAAAAGGAUAUUAUGUAGAACACAUUUGUACUUCAAAAUAUUGAUUGUUGUUAAAAUUAGAGGAUGAGAAAAGAACUAUAAGCUGUUGGAAUCAAAUAGUAAUUGAAAAGUAAAGAUAAGUAAAUGUUGGAAAUCUGAAAUGUAAAUGCAGGAGGCCAGAAGGCAUAAGUGGAAAGAGACAUAGAAUGGAUCCCUGACACAGUCAGGGAUAUGACUUUAAAUCUAAAAUGUUAAUCUACCUCCACAGACAUCUCCUGAGCUGCUGUUUCAGUUCAAAACCCCAUUUUAGUAAUUUCAGAAAAAAAGAUCCAAUUCCAUGUUGUACAUUUACCUUGGAAAAUAUCUCCACUAAUUAUGGUCAAUCAUAAUACAAUAACCUUUUAUAAAAGACAGGCUUAUUCUGAACAGUAUAUUUGUAAGUCAUGAACUCACUUUUGAGCUUAAUUUGACCAAAUAUUCCUACAAUCUGCUUCACCAACUUUGACCAUCCCCCUUAAGCAUUUCCCAUCUUUUAUUUUAAAUAUCUGAUGACCAUUUUACUUUAUUCUUUCUUUGCUUUAAAUACUUCUAUGAUAUAUGUGGCUGUCUGUUACAUUGCCAUAGAUUAUCAUUGAUAAAUGCUAUUAUUUAAUAUUUAAAUUAAUUUUUUAUUACUGUAUUGACUUCUUCAGUAUAAAACUGUUAAUGAACAAUUUUGUACUUUCCCUUUUGUUUGAAUAGUGGAUCAGUCAUAAUUUAUUUCCAGAAUUUGCAGUGAUAAUAGUGAAACCAUUAAUUCUCUUUAUUAUAAUGGAAGAAAUCUGACAGCAAGUUCUGGGGUUUGCACGUGAACAGUCAAACACACAACUCGAAUUUCAGGCUUUUCUCCAGUUGCACUUGUUUUAUCUGUACAGUAUAUAAUUUGCAAUUUGCCAAGAUUUUCAAAGGUCACCAAAUAGACACGGUGUAAUAAAGUGAAAAUGACAUGUCUCAUACACUGGGGUAUUACUGAAUAAUUAAUAGUUAAAAAUUAUAAAACACUAUAGCCCAUUAUGAAGCUUUAUAAUGAUCCGAUUGCUAUUCCUUCAGAGUUCUAUGGUUUUCAAAGUCAAAAGAAAAUGCAUAGGUUGUGUUUAAAAUAGAGUCCAAAAUACGGUAAUACAAAUGUUCCAAUAUUUAUUUUGUUCACUAAAUAAAAAGUAAUGCUCACUAUCAUCCUU
Hypanus sabinus (Atlantic stingray) is the source of this 4495-nucleotide messenger RNA. RefSeq names its product Rho guanine nucleotide exchange factor (GEF) 37 (gene arhgef37). Bases 451 to 2460 code for a protein of 669 amino acids. The transcript has 15 exons. Gene Ontology annotation, molecular function: guanyl-nucleotide exchange factor activity; protein binding. Lineage: Eukaryota; Metazoa; Chordata; Chondrichthyes; Myliobatiformes; Dasyatidae. The record is from RefSeq and is a predicted model, not a curated record. Gene Ontology annotation, cellular component: cytoplasm.